Molecule: messenger RNA, 9609 nt
Organism: Mytilus trossulus (common blue mussel)
Lineage: Eukaryota; Metazoa; Mollusca; Bivalvia; Mytilida; Mytilidae
Exons: 6
Coding region: 10-3006 (998 amino acids)
Source: RefSeq, a predicted model, not a curated record
AGAUAUAAAAUGAAUGAAGAAACAGCAAGAUUCAAGUGUGUCAAAAAAGGAUGUAACUUUGAUGGGGUUAAAGGUGAAGCUAUAUAUCAUGUGGUCAAAGAACACGCUCCUAUUCAUACAGUGCCGUUUUAUUGUUCUCUCUGUGGGUACAGAUGUUUCCGUUUAAGACAGCUGCAGACUCAUGUUCAGAAAUGGAAAUUUCAUCAACGUUUAUCAAGCGGGAGCCAUGAAGAUGAUGUUAAAAGCUUGUGCAUAUCAAACACACCAUAUCAAGUCACAUGGGGACCUGUAUAUGAUGGUAAAGUGGACCUCAUAAUAUAUCAGCCAACAUUAAAGAAUAUAGGAUUAUCAUCAACAACCUCAUAUAAUCAUCUGCCACAACCAGUCAGACCAAACAGAUUUCAGGAUAAUGCUGCAGCUACCUCUACCUUUCAGCCAUCAUUCUCAUCAUCAGCAUCUGGUAAAGUCCAUAUCCAAGGAGUUAUAGCCCAGGCCCAGCAUGCAUUGGAUUCACAACUGGCUCCUGCAACAGGUGCUGUUCCCUGGACCACUGGUAUGACUGGACAACAACAUUCUAUUCAUCCCCCUCCCCUGCAGCCAAGUCUUCCCCCAGCAGGUGUAGUAAGCUAUGCCAACCCUUAUCUUCAAUCUGUUAGCACUGCAGGAUUCUAUCCAAGUCAGCAAUUCCUGCAGCCAGGUGUAAUGGCAACAACAGGUCUCGGAACUCAGGGUACUUAUUCAAAUGCUAAUAUACUUAGCAAAGCAGCUGUAAAUGAACAGUUUACUCAAAGACAAACUGGUUUAGGAGGAAGUGGACAGUUGUCACCAAAGUUGGGUACCAAUCAAAGAUAUUCCAGAAUAUCCAAUCAAACUCAAGAUUACCAGUCACAAGAUGCUAGUAAAAGAACAUCCAGUUCUAAAUCACAUGACCAUUUAACAGCCAAUAAACAGGAUAGGUCAUAUGAUAGAUCAAGAAGUGAUGGUAAAGACAGGAAAAAUUAUUCAGAAGAGAGAAAAGAUUUUGUUAGCAAUGAAAGGAGAGACAACCACCAUAGUACUAGAGACCAGAAAAAUUAUUUGAACGAAAAGAAAGAUUACAGAAUUAAUGAUGAAAGGAAUGAUUAUCAUGAUUCUAGAGACCAAAGAAACUAUUCUGUAGAAAGAAAAGAAGAAAGAAGAGAUGAAAGAUGGGAUGAUUAUCAUGAUACUAGAGACAGGAGGAGUUAUUCUAAAGAAGUGAAAGACAAGAGAAACACUGAUCAAAGAGAUGAUUAUUAUGAUGAUAGAGACAUUAAAAGAAAUAAUCGAAAAAUUGAUCAUAGGGACAACAAAAAUCAAUGUCAUUAUGAUAAUGUCAACGAUUAUAGAGACUUGAAUGUAGGUGAUCACAUGGACAACAAAAAUGUUAGCCGAUACGAACAUAGAGAUGAGGUCGGUGAUUCCAGAGAUUUUAGAAAAGUUGAUCAUAUGGACAACAAAGAUAACAGUCGGCACGUUGAGAGAUACGACACAAGAAAACGUGAUGACAGGAGGGAUGAUCAUCAAAUUGAUAGAAAUGAUGCCAGGAAACACGAUGAUUAUAGGGAUGAUCGUCAUAUUGACAGAAGUGAUAUCAGAAAAUUUGAUGAUAGAAAAGAUGACAGACAAAUUGAAAGAUAUGACAUCAGAAAAGAAGACAGACAAAUUGAGAGGUACGACGUCAGAAAUCAGGAUGACAAAAAAGACUAUCGUCAAAUUGGAAGUUAUGAUGUCAAAAAACAGGCAUACAGGAGGAAUGAUCGACAAGUUGAGAGAUAUGACUUUAAAAAACAUGAUGAAAGAUUAGGAAAUCAACAAAUUGACAGUAAAAAUACUCAACAGCAAGACAGACAUACUGAUACUGGUGAUAGAAGGAGAGUUAAUCAACUGGACGAGAGAGACAGAAGAGAUGAAAGAAAAGAAACAACCUGGAGAGAAGACAAUUGGACAAGAAGAAAUGAUUCUUCAAAAUCCAAGGGAGAUAAUCGAGACAGAUUACUGGAUGAUUCCAGAAAAGCCAACAGAACAGAUUAUGACAAUAAUGAUAAAAGGAGGAGAGAUGAUGACAGAUCCAGAGACACACAUAAUAUAGACAACAAGUCAAGCAGAGACAAACGUCAUACCAACAGCCCAGAUAGGAAGAAAUUAAAGACAAAAGAUAGUGGUAAGGUCUCACAGAAAUCCCAUCGUGAUGAUGAAGACAGUGGUCUAGAUACUGACUUUAAUGAAUAUUACGAUGAUUUAGAAGAGGAAAUUCCACAGUGGCUACGGUGCACACCGUCAGAUGCUCAAUUCAACAGAGAUAAACUGAUGUUUAAAGAUACAACUUUGAUCUAUGCCUGCAUCGGAGGAAGAGAUUUACACGUUGGACUUGAUUGUGAUGAAUUUCAUCUGGUUCCUGGCGCCAUUCUUUCCCAAUUGACCAAUGAAGCAUGUCAAAGAGCUUCAGAAAUCCCAGGUCACAAGACCGUUUACUUCAUUACAGGUAUACCUGACCUUCUGACAACUCUCACAUCACCUGGUUACGAGGAAACUAUAUUUGAAGAUCGAAAUCUGUUCGAUACAUUCUAUAGCCAGAUGAGACAGACAGAGGCGGCAUUAAAAAUUCAUAAUUGUCAUGUGGUUUUUGGUACGGUUGCAACCAUGAGUCUUAAAGAUUAUAAUGCUAACAAUAAAAAGCUUCGAAAGACAUACACACUCAGGUUUGAGAAAAGUUACGCCGAAAUGCAGGACAGUCUCCAUCGUCUGCUGAAACAGAUCAACCAUACCAUUACUGGGGUCAACACUCGACAGAAGUUACUAACACCAUUUAUUCAUUCCCACCUCUGCAAGAGAGAAAAAAACAAGACCAAGUAUCGAAUGGACAAAUUGCUUGAUGGAUUAAAUCCAUGUGGAACUAUUGUGGAUGGUUGGAGGAACACAUUGAACAGAACUGUCCAGAGGAACAAAAUAAUGAUGACCAAACCAGAAUUUCUAAUGAAGAUGUAAAACAUGGCUGUCUCAUUGGACACUAGACUAGAAUUUUUUCACCUUUAUGUACAUUUUCAAAUGUUUUCCUUAGAUAGACCAGAAAUAGAAGCAAAGAUAUAUAAAGCUUAAUAUACACUAAAUUUGAAAUAAGGUGUAAAUUUAAAGUCAGAAAUCCUAGUAGAAAAUUUGCAUAGCUGUUUCUACCUGAUUGUCUUUGAUUCAACUGAACCAGAGUAUGCUAUAACACAUUAAUAUAUUUGAACAAGUGAAAAAAACAUGCCAGAAGUCUAUAAAAAAUAAAAACAUGCCAGAAGUCUAUAAAGAAUAAAAACAUGCCAGAAGUCUAUAAAGAAUAAAAACAUGCCAGAAGUCUAUAAAGAAUAAAAACAUGCCAGAAGUCUAUAAAGAAUAAAAACAUGCAAGAAGUCUAUAAAGAAUAAAAACAUGCCAGAAGUCUAUAAAGAAUAUAUAUAUAUGAAAUGAACUUCAUCAGCAAUAGUGCAAUAGAAAGAUACUUUUUUGUUUGGAUGUUAUUAUAUUAGAAGCUAUAUUCCAAGAUGGCAGACUGUAGGAAUGGAAGUUGGAAUGAACACAGACUUGCUAUUAUAGCGAACAGUUGAAGCACCAGUAUUUGAUAACAGAUAUAUCUAAAGAUUACAGAAUGACAGUCAUCAAACUGGCAGAUACCCCAUGUUGUUGAUUACUGUUUAUAAAAAUGACGCUUUUAAAGAUUUUUUGGGGAAUUUAGAGUCAAAACCAGAAAGCAAAAAAGCAAAAUAUUCAUGAAGAAGGGUUUGAUCUAGGAACUCAUAACAAUGAACUGAAAAAAGAAGUACUUUUGUAACUUUUUAUAGAAGAGCCUUUCCUCCAGAAUCAGACAGUCAACAUGACAUCAGAAUCUACAAAUAUUUACAGUAAUGCAGAUUCAAACACAUGCAUUUCAUAGAAUGGUGGCAUGUAAUUCAAGAAAACUGGAUCCAAUUAUAGUAGUUUGAAGAAGACACUUACAUAUAUAACUAACUCUUAGUUUUUUAGAGGGAAAUAAUUUAGAGUGGUUCAUUAUUUGAUAUACCGUAUACAAUUUGAGUUUUAUAUCAAGCUUCCGAAAUUUUGUCAAUUUGCCUUGUGAUUUUAGUAAUUGAUGGGUCAAAACAAAUCUUCCACAUUUAAAGUGCCAAAGUUUAGGAUACAAAAAUGACGAACUGGUGGCAGUAGAUUAAAAAAAACAACCGUUGGAUUAUUGGCACUGACAUUAUUUUGGGGUCAAUUUGUAUUCUUACAUCAAUUUCCGCCUCCAACCAUGAUAUAGAAAAAGAAGCUGCAAAGUGCUAUAGAUGUUCUGCUACUUGAUGUAACAUACAGUUUGGCAUGCAAUUUGAAGGCGUGAUAUAAGAUUGGAGUCCGAAAGGUAAUUUUCAAAUAGUUCAUCUAAUAAUAACAAGCUACAACCAUCGGACACAUCAAUUCAAAUGAAGAAUUUAGGCUUUGUCAGCAUAUCAAAUAAUUUAACUUUAACUUGAAAAUGAAUCUGUCGAAGAAGUUGUAGAAUUUCUUCUAGAUGUGGUUUUGAUUACUUUAUAGAACAUACAGGAAUUGGAUAGUUUACCAGAAUUGGACAUAUUUCAUAGUGAUGGAAUAAGUUAUUUGGUGGAAACAAUGAUGGGAAAAGUCAUUAGAUGGAAAGAGUGAUGGUCAAAAUUAAUUAAAUGAAAACAGAGAUGCAAAAAAUAGUUUGAAAGAAAAAGUAAUUUGGUGGAAACCAUGAUGGAAAAAUUGUUUGAUCAAAGUAACAAGGGAAAACUAAUUUUGGAUCUGAGAUGGAAAAAGUUAUUUUGGUGGAAACAGGUAAUGGAAAAAAUAAUUGAUGGUAACAAUGAUGAAAAAGGGAACAGAAAAGUGAUUUGGUGGGAACCAUAUUGGAGAAAUUAUUUGAUGGAAACACUGGGAUUGAAAAAAGUAAUUUGUUAAACACUGGGAUUGAAAAAGUUAUUUGAUGGAAACAACUAUUGAGGGAAAAAAAAAAUUUCAUGACAAGAGUGAGUGGAAAAAGUAAUAUAAAGAUGAAAACAAUGAUGAAAUGAUAUUUUUUUGAAAAACUGAUGGAAAAAGCAAAGGAAUAAGUAAUUUGGUGGAAACCAUCAUGUAAAAAUUCAUUUGAUGGAAAUAAUUAUUUAUUGAAUUUUUUUUUUGAUGUAAACAAUGAUUGAAAAAUUGUUUGAUAGAAAAAGCAAGGGGAAAGAGCAAUUUGGUAGAAACAUCUUAAAAAAAAAAUUUUGAUGGUAACAGUGAUGGAAAAUGUACUAGUUGGAAACCAUGAUGGAAAAAGCAGCCGAAAAGUGAUUUGGUGGAAACCGCUUUGAAGAAAUUAUUUGAUGGAAAGAGGGAUUGAAAAAGUUAUUUGAUGGAAACAGUGUUGGAAAAUGUACUAGUUGGAAAGCACGAUGGAAAAAAGCAGCUGAAAAGUGAUUUGGUGGAAACCACUUCGGAGAAAUUAUUUGAUGGAAGGAGGAAUUGAAAAAGUUAUUUGAUGGAAACAGUGUUGGAAAAAGUAAAUAUGAUUGAGACCAUGAUGGAAAAGGUUAUUUUAUUGGAAACAAUGUUUAAAAAAAAUAAUUAAAUGGAAAUAAUUCAUUGAUGGAAGAGGUUAAUUAACGGAAGUCGUGAUUGAAAAAAGAUAAUUUGGUGGAAAUAGAGAUGGAAAAAGCCAUUUGAUAGAAACAUUAACGGAAAAAUUUAUUUUAAAGAAAGCAGUGAUGGAAAAGAUUAUUUGGUGGAAACAGGUAUUUGACAGAAAUCCUGAUGGAAAAAGUCUUUAAUGGAAUCAAUGUCAGAUGGCAAAGGUUAUUUUGGUGGACACAAAGAUGGAAAGAGUUUUGGAUAUAAUAAAUGAUUGAAUAUUAUUUGCUGGAAACAAUGAUUGAAACUGUGAAGGAAAAAGAAAUUUGAUGGAAACAAGGCAGAUUCCCAGAUAUCUAAAAAAAUUGUGCUGAAACAUUACAAUCAUGAUAUUUUCUUGUCAAAUGAAUCUAUAACAAGAAAAAUAUUUUAUUAUCAAUUUAAAUCUUGUGUUAGAAUGAAUAAGAAUCACUCAUGGAAAAAUCAUACUUUUUUAGAUGUGUUAAUUUUUUUCUUACUUUUUUGCAAGAGAAGGAACUGUAACAGAGCUUUUAUCCAGGAAAAAUCUUUCCAGUCUUCAAGCUUCAGAAGAAAUCCAGAACUCAUACGCUAUAUGAAGACAUUUUAUGUUAAAAUUCAACAUCCAUUGGCAUUCAUAUAUUUCAGUUGAUGUGCAUAGAUUUUGUAUAGUGAUGAUGUAUUUGUUUCCAGUGGUAUUUGAAUCUCCGAUUUUUCAGGACACAGAUUAAUUUUUUUUGUUGGAAUUUCUUUCAUUGAAACCUUGAAUGGAAGUAAAUUUUUUGGCCCAAAAAUGUAAGCCCUAUGGUUGUUAAAUAUCUUACAUAAAGUAUUUAGACAUACAAGUCACAUAUCACUCUUUUUAAUUAAUGUCUUAUAAUUUGAAAUACAUGUCUUAAAAUUUCAUGAUGUGAUUUUUACCAAGGAUUUGUAUAGUUAGACUAUACAAAUCCUUGUAUUUACUGAGGCUGAAGGCCAAGUUUAUUAUUUAUUUUUAUUUUAUCAGCUUUAUUACAUGAAUAGGAUGCCAUUGAUUGUUUUGUUAUAUGAUUCUGUGUAGUAAACUUUUUUUCUUCAUGAAUAUAACUUUUCCCUGAAAUACAAUUCAAUAGGUAUUUAUUAGUUUGUAAUUGUGGUAAAUAUGAUCAUUCAUUAUCUUCACUUUGGACAUCAGGAAAAUGAUAAAAAAAAAAUCAUUCAUUGCUAUUAGCUUCAUGCAUACCGGUACAUAUAUUUUAUAUCAAACCCCUUUAUAAAUGAAAAGUUUACAUAAAACUACAUGAAAACUAAAUUGGGUAUAAUGCAUAUUUUACAAAUAUAGAAUAUCUUCGUGUUGAUUAGAAAUAUUUUGUAGACUUUUCUCUUGCUAUUACAAAAUGUACUAUGCUUCAGACAUCAGUAAGCUUUUAGAGAAUGUUUGUUUAAACUUUUCUUGUUGCUCUCUUUCAUUAUAAUUUUGCUGAAGAAAAAAAGUUUCAUGUUAUAUGGAAAUGUCUCCUUUUGCUUAUUUUUAAACUGAUUAUGUUCGUUUGAAUUAUUAGAAGUCUUUUGCAAGAGACUGAGUUUUUUUUAGUUUUUUUUAUCAAUAUGAAUAAAGUUUUUCAUACAGCAAUAGAUAUUUCAUUUUCAAAAUAGAAUACAACAUUAUGUUUCACUAUCAGAUUUUCAUGUCAGAGAUCAACUUUUAGUAAAUAUAUAUUAUAAAUCAGUAGUGAAAGUGUUAAUGUGCUUAAAGUGAGUCUCAUUGGGUUCUAAGUCUGACGCAGGAUUGUCAAUUUUUUAUAAGCGUGAAACGGGAUAGUCAAAUUAUUGUGCCGUGAAAACAGGAAAUUACAAAAAAUUGAGAUUUGCUUACGUACAUAGUAUAAUGGGGAUACAGGAAUCUGACAAAACAGUAAGCGGGAUCUAGGAUCAGAACCCCCAAUGAGAUCCCCCUUAAAGGAUUAACUGUAGCUUUUUUAGAUUUCAAAAUGAGGCCAGUAGAUUUUUCUAUGUUAAUUUUUGUUUUUUAUUUUUGUAAAAGGGCUUUUCUUUUAGCACAAUAUUUUCAAUAAUUUUUCAUAGAGAAUGAAUUUUUAUGGAGCUUAAGUUAUUUGAAAUUCCCUCUUUAGUUUUGAAAUUUAAAGAAGAAUGCAAUAGAAGACUCAUGCUUUAUGAUUGAUGUAUUAUCAUGGUGCAAAAUUUACUUAUAUGUCUACAAAUAUAUUACAUAUAUGUUCAAGUUUUAUGUAUUUGUAUUUAUUAUGUGUUGUUAUUCCUAUGAAAUCUGUUUAAAAUUAUUAAAUUCAGAAUUUACUUUAACCAUUGUAUCACCCACCUGAAGGUUUUUGUUUCAAAACAAAAUGUUAAGAUUUGAAGGGUUGGAAGACUUUCAUCCUCUAAAGAUCAAUCAUUCAUGAUAAAAAUUUGACAAGUUUGUUUAUUUAAAUUUACACUAACGACCAAUAUACUCCAUUUUUACAAGGUGUAUUCCAACCUUUCAAAAUCAUUGUACCUUGAACAUGCCCUUUGAAUUUACCUAUUUUCUUAUGCUUGCUUGUUUAAAUGUGUUUUGCUUGUUGCAUUUAAUAAAAAUAGUUAUCUUAUACUACAAACAAGAAAAUAUUUUCAUUAUUUAUCUACCUUUAAAAUGAAAAAUAGAUCUCUGACACAAAGCUAUCAAACUCAUCAGACACUAUGGUGACAACUUCAUUCUCUGACACUCUGGUGUCAACACCAUCCUCAUAAAUGCUGGUGUCAACCUCAUUCUCUGACACUCUGGUGUCAACACCAUCCUCAUAAAUGCUGGUGUCAACCUCAUUCUCUGACACUCUGGUGUCAACACCAUCCUCCUAAAUGCUGGUGUCAACCUCAUUCUCUGACACUCUGGUGUCAACACCAUCCUCAUAAAUGCUGGUGUCAACCUCAUUCUCUGACACUCUGGUGUCAACACCAUCCUCAUAAAUGCUGGUGUCAACCUCAUUCUCUGACACUCUGGUGUCAACCUCAUUCUCUGACACUCUGGUGUCAACACCAUCCUCAUAAAUGCUGGUGUCAACCUCAUUCUCUGAGACACAUGGUAUCAAACUCAUUCUCGGACACUUUGGUUUUAACCUUAUUCUCUGAAUUUUUGGUGUCCACAUCAUUCUCUGACACUUUGGUGUCAACCUCAUUCUCUGACACUUGGGUGUCAACCUCAUUCUUUGACACACUGGUGUCAACUUCAUUCUUUUGCGCUCUGGUGUCAACAUCAUUUUAUUACAUGCUGGUGUCAAUGUCAUUCUCUGAUAAAAAUGGUAUCAAACUCAUUCUGUCAUUUUGGUGUGUGAAACUCAUUCUCUAACAAGACGUUUUUAAACUCCUUCUCUUACACACUGGUGUCAACUUCAUUCUCUGACACUUGUGUCAACCUCAUUCUCUGACACUUUGAUGUCAAUCUCAUUCACUAAAACUCUGGUGUCAACCUCAUUCUGACACAUGUAUGUUAGCCUUAUUUUCUAAUUGCACCUAAUUUUGUAGAAAAACUUUUGUUUAAAAAAGAAUAUAUGAAAACUGUCAAUCUGAAUAGUAAAUUACUUAUACUCAAUUUAUAUUUUAUAUGGAAAUACAAAAGAUUUAUGUAGUUUGCGGUAAUUCCUAAUUGCAACUUGCAACUCCACUAGUCCAAUUGCAGCGCAGUUGGAAUUUUGAAUCAGGAAAAUAACUUUGUACAUAUCAAGGUGGUUGAAUCAACAAAAAGUGAGAGGAUUUAAACUUGCACCUUUGGAAGAAAGAAACAGAAAUAUUCUGAAACCAUUUAUAUAGUGUUUUACAUGGAUUUCUUAGGGAUAUUAAAGAAUUGGAGGUUAUCCUUAAAGGAUUAAAUGAGACAAUGAGUUAUGUACAUAUUUUAAGCUGUGAAGAUUAAACCAGACUGUGAAUAUUCAGAAAAUUCAAGGAAGAAGAGAUGAUCUGUCAGUAUUAAGUGCCACGUCAGAAAUUAUUUUCAAGUGUGAGAAAGUCCCAUUU